Molecule: messenger RNA, 1119 nt
Organism: Cyprinus carpio (common carp)
Lineage: Eukaryota; Metazoa; Chordata; Actinopteri; Cypriniformes; Cyprinidae
Product: proteinase-activated receptor 1-like
Exons: 2
Coding region: 46-1119 (357 amino acids)
Source: RefSeq, a predicted model, not a curated record
UCUAAAUUUGUGAAAUACUAGUAACUGAUAGCUAAUCAGCAAAUCAUGGUGGACUACAGUGAAUUUCCUUCAUUUACAGAUCAUACAUUCAACGAUUCUGGCCUCAUGAUGUAUUUUAAAUUUGACCAAAACCAUGACUGGACUAUAAGAUCCCUUGAGUCACUGGAUCUCUUCCUUAAAAGCUUGAUUGUCACAUGCGUCAUGCCCUCGAUCUACAUCUUCAUCAUCCUCGUUAGUCUGCCCCUGAACGGUUUGGCCAUGGUGACGUUCACCUGUAGGAUUCGAGAGAAGAAACCAGCUGUGAUCUACAUGUCUCAUCUGGCGUGUGUGGACCUGCUCUUCAUCCUGCUGCUGCCUCUGAAGAUCCACUACGAGAUGAAUGCUUCAAACUGGGUGUUCGGUGAGGCAGCCUGUCGUUUACUCAGUGCAUCUUACUACGGCAACAUGUACUGCUCCGUACUGCUGAUGAUGUGCAUGAGUGUGGACAGGCUGCUGGUCGUGGUAUUUCCCAUCGCGUCUCUGAACUGGAGGAGUGCAAGGAAAGCCACAUGUGUUUGUGUGGUGGUCUGGCUGCUGACGCUCGCUGGCAUAGUACCACUUCUCAUAAUGAAUCAGACAACUACGUAUCAGAAUCGCAUCACCUGCUCUGACAUUUGGGCAGACCCUUCAAUAAAGUCAUACCUCUUUGUGUUCUUCGUCCUUCUUUGCAUCAGCUUCGUCCUGCCGCUGGUUGUCAUCUUAGUGAGCUACUCUAUUAUCAUCUAUGUGCUCUGUACUAAACAUGAUCACUCAUCAUCUUCCUCAGACACCCGAAGGAGGGCUGCAAUAAUGGCUUCUGCUGUGCUGACUGAGUUUGUUGUGUGCUUUGUACCAUCUAAUGUCCUCCUGAUGAACAACAUUGUUAGCAUAAUCAAGGGUGGCAAUGGGUGGGAUACCUAUCCACCUUACAUGUUGGCUGCGUGUUUGGGAAGUGUAAGUGUUUUUCUGGACCCUCUUCUGUACUACUACGGAUCAUCUCAUUACAGAAAGCAGAUCUGCUCUGUGUUUCGUUGGGUCAGAAAGGCAGAAAGAGAUAUCAUACCAUUAAACACAAUCACACAAAAUCUAAAACGCAUCUAA